AUUUUCAAUUACAUAAACUUGAGAUGGUUUGCAGUCAGUCAGUAGUUAUUUGAAGUAAAAGUGGCCAACAUGCUCAUGCAAAAUGUGCUUGCAACCUUUCUGAGCAUGCUCUCCUUAUCUUUGGCCAUUGAGGGUCAAAUUCCUUGUCCUUGGAGAAAAGAUGGACAUCCGGUUGACCUUCCUGACGCCAAUUUCUGCGACCGAAUCCACACUUGCGUCAAUGGUUUCAUCGCCAAAACGUACUUGUGCCAAGAUGGCUUGGUAUUUGACGGCACUUCUUGUACCAUUCCUUAUGGAAAUAUCUGCCAAGACCGAGCCAAGCUUCAAAGACCCAAAGGCAAUGGCAUCACCUGUCAAAGGAGAAAUGAAGUCCAAAUCAUUCAAGGAAAUUGUGUAGAAUACCUCCGGUGUGUCGAGAAUAUCCGUUAUCGAAUGGAAUGCUUACCUGAUCUCUGGUUUGAUCCCGAACAGGGCACUUGUAAUCAUCAGAACUUAGUGAAUCGAGAAGACUGCCUGUGAAAUAAUCCUGCAAUUUAUCGUCCUGAUUCCCUCACAGAAAACCGAAAUAUUUGUCUAUUCUCUCUAUUUCCAUGCAAAACUAGUUGUGUGCCAUUUGUUGAAUAAAGUUUCCUUUCGCGUUCA
Messenger RNA from Tigriopus californicus, 642 nucleotides. RefSeq lists its product as uncharacterized. The coding region runs from base 70 to 519 and encodes 149 amino acids. NCBI's taxonomy places the organism in Eukaryota, Metazoa, Arthropoda, Copepoda, Harpacticoida, Harpacticidae. The transcript is spliced from 2 exons. Gene Ontology annotation, cellular component: extracellular region. The record is from RefSeq and is a predicted model, not a curated record. Gene Ontology annotation, molecular function: chitin binding.